Molecule: messenger RNA, 1888 nt
Organism: Aedes albopictus (Asian tiger mosquito)
Lineage: Eukaryota; Metazoa; Arthropoda; Insecta; Diptera; Culicidae
Source: RefSeq, a predicted model, not a curated record
GGAUAAAGCGCAUGCUUUGAAAACAUCUAAACCCAACAAGAAGUCUAAAAAGACCAAAGAAUCAAAAUCAUCAAACUCCCAAGCUAGUAAGCCAGGAGCAGCCGCCAACGCCCAGUCUAAAAACAAUUCCCCAAUAGUAGAAGGUCCUCCGCUCUAUCACACCAUCAAUGGCUACGUGGUGGAUUUGCGGAUUGCAGCUCUGCAGGAAACGUUCCGCCUCCCGAAUGGAAAGCUUAUUCAAGUUCGGAGACAACCGAAAAAAGGUUCUGAAACGGACCAAGAAGCUUCAACUAAACUUCCAACACAGCAACCAUCGCAGCCUAAGUCUCCAGUAGUGUCGAAUGCAAGUCCCAUAGUACAGCCGCCUCGAUCAAAACCAGUACAAUCGAAGGAACCAGUUGUUAAUGGGUUGCCUGAUUCAAGCACAUCAGUUCCACGGCCCGCACAAGGCACUCCAAAUAAUUUACCAACUCCACCGACCAGCGCACACAACACGAAAGCAUCAAAAACCUACAUCAAUCGACGAUCAGGUAAUCCACCGGUGCGGACAACAGCUCCAUCGUUUCGCAUCGCCGAAACUAGAGGACCAGUCGUAUACCCUCCAUCGCUGUCUUCUCUGCAAUCCCUGAUGCAUAAGGUACAUGCGAACACUCCAUUCGGCAAUCAGUUGAAGGAUUUCGAAGAUCGCAUGAUCACCAUCGCCGAAAUCUCGUUGCACGUCGUAUGCAAACUCAACAAUUUGCUAAAUUCGAAUCCAUACAAAAAUGCAGCCGAGUCGAGGGACAUCAAGUAUCUUUAUCACACCAUUGGUUACCUUCUCGAGUACGCCGUGGGUCGAUUCAACGACAUGGAGCAAACCUGUGUAACGGACAUUAUAAACAUGGGAUUUACCAGUAAAUGUGAUCUAGGUCCACUUCAGAACAAGCAGGCCGAACAACCAUCUACAGACAAUCCGCCUACUGAAAAGACGCCUUCUGAGCAGCAGCCUACGCCUACUGAAGAGCAGCAACCCACUAGUUCAAACGACAACCCGCCUACUAGUACGGAAAAAGACAAAACACCUACCAAUUCUGACGAGGAACAGCCGUUACCAACGAAGAAAGUAAAUGAGGAAAAGACUUCAGAACAACCACAAUCGGAAGUCUCGGAAGCAGAUGAACCGGAUGACGAAGAUGACGAUUGUGCGAUCAUCGAGCCACGAACCGAUAUCAUUGAAGUGUAUUCGGACGACGAGAGCGACGAACCCAACGAUGACGGUAAAAGUGGAGCUCAAACGGCUGAACCAGCGUCCAUUUCCAUCAAUCCGAGGCAACUGCGGAUAUGCUCCGAUACGGAAAGUGUCGAUCGAGGUGACGAAAGUACAAGCGAUUCGGACAAAUCAUCGGAAAAGACGGCGCCUCCAAAAAAGCAGUCGAGUGACAGCAAAGACAAGCAGACGAAUGCCAAGGAACGACCAGAAUCGGGAAGCAAAGAAGUGCAGGCGACAGUGGAAGAAACGACGGAGAUCGAGGUGGUAAUGAAUGAAGUGGAGGAGACCACGAUCGUGCAUGAUUACUAUUAUGAAGCGUACACGGAUGACGACGAUGAUGACGGGGAUGUAGUGCAAGUGCAACAGGAUGUUGUCGAGACAAUGGAAGUAGAUGACGAUGACGACGAAAACGAUUCGAGUUCGCGGGAACGGCAAGACGGCGAAGAGGAGGAGACGGAAGAACUGAUAGAAAUCAUUGAGGGAGAUGUUGACCUAGAUCUGGAGGAAGGACAGGAGUAUAAGGUGAUUGAAGUCGUCGAGGGUGACUUCGAUAAUUGGUAAGACGAUUUUGUACAAAGCUAGUGUUUAAGUGCGUUAGAUUCUUAGGAUGAAAAAUUAUUGAAUAUAAGUAUAAAUGAA